Colletotrichum chrysophilum is the source of this 1077-nucleotide messenger RNA. RefSeq lists its product as uncharacterized. The coding region runs from base 1 to 1077 and encodes 358 amino acids. NCBI's taxonomy places the organism in Eukaryota, Fungi, Ascomycota, Sordariomycetes, Glomerellales, Glomerellaceae. The transcript has 3 exons. Gene Ontology annotation, molecular function: oxidoreductase activity. The record is from RefSeq and is a predicted model, not a curated record.
AUGGCAGCCGUCGAGUACCAGGUCUCAGCGCUUCCAAAGCCGUUUGAGCAAUCGGCAGUCGAUUUCGGCGCCGAGCUUUCUGGGAUUGACCUUGAACAUAUUGAUGAUGAAAGCUUCAAAGUCAUCAGAGAAGCCCUCUAUACCAACAAUGUCGUCCUGAUCAAAAACCAGCACAACCUCUCCCCAAAAGCCCAGUACGAACUCACCCGCCGCUUCGACCCGGACGCCAGCACCUACAGCCACGGCGCCCGCAUCGACAAGCGCAGCGUUCUCCACAAAGACCUCACGACGCUGCCGUCCCAGCCGCAAGUGCAGGUCAUCGGCCACGGCGCCGUUGCCGCGUUCGAGGGGCUCACGGACCUGAAGCUCACCCACCCGCAUCACAGGACGUUCCACAAGCACCCCGUGCCGGAGGCCGAGGACCAUGACUUUACGCACUUUUACCGGUGGCACAUUGACUCUGCUAUGUAUGAUCUGGACCCGCCGCUCGUAACGUCGCUUUUCGCGUGUAAGGUGCCCAAGGGGCGGCGGCAGAUCUGUCGGUACGACGACGGGACCGGGGACGAGCUCGAGGUGCCUUUGGGAACGACAGCUUUCAUUAGUGGAUACCGCAUGUUUGAAUUGCUGUCGGAGGAGGAUCAGGAAUUCGUCAAGUCCAGCUUCGUCGAGUAUGGCCCGCAUCCGUACAUCUGGAUGAGUAAGGCCAAGGCGCGGUCAAACGGGCUGGGGCUCUUUUCGGAAGGCCUGGAGCUAUCCGAAGACCAGCUGCCUGAGAUUGAUCAGGAGAAGAUUCGAAAGUACCCGAUGGCGUGGAAGAACCCGGUGACAGGGAAGUUUGCCAUGAUGGUAUACCCGACGCCUGCGCGAAGGAUCCAUCUCAAAGACGGGACCGUCAUGGAUGACUUGAAAGAGGUGCGGAAGUUGAUUUACAGGCUGCAGAGACCAGCUAUCAGCCCGCAGUAUGUGUAUCCCCAUGAUUGGGAGGAGGGCGAUCUCGUUCUCUUCAACAACCACGGUGUUAUGCAUUCCAUUGUAGGAGCUUUUGCAGAGAACGAGGUUCUUCUGUAUAUGGUUUAA